CCUUGAUCUUGGCAGGAACCAUGUGGAUGUUGCCGCGUAAAAAGCGAAACUAAAGCCUCAACAAAAAAGUGGGAAAAAUCUGAAAUAGACCGAUUUUGGAAAGCGGCUGAGCUGGCAGUUCUGGAGGCUGUGCAGAGAAGCUGAUGUAUAAAAGCAAGUCGUCACCGACGAUCAGUUUCAGAACCUCAGGCGACUUGGAGUAGCAUCAACGGAUCCAAUUGGGAAUUGUGUUGUUUAAACAAAUCGAAAACGGAAAAGUAAAACAAAAAACAAACAGAACGUGAAAAGUGCAAAUAGAAAAUGGAUGCCAAGGAGUUUCGGGAAUUCGGCAGUGCGGCCCUUGACUUUAUGGCCGACUAUCUGGAGAAUAUUCGGGAUAACGAGGUGCUGCCCAGUGUGGAGCCGGGCUAUCUUCUGGACCUGCUGCCCACAGAGAUGCCGGACAAGCCCGAGUCGUGGAAAGAAGUCCUUGGGGACAUCAAUCGCGUGAUCAAGCCGGGUCUCACCCACUGGCAAUCGCCCAAUAUGCAUGCAUAUUAUCCCUCUAGCACAUCAUAUCCCUCCAUUGUGGGUGAGAUGCUGGCCGGUGGGUUCGGCAUCAUCGGAUUCAGCUGGAUCUGUAGUCCCGCCUGCACGGAACUGGAAAUGGUGGUCAUGGACUGGCUGGCCAAGUUCCUGAAGCUGCCCGCCCACUUUCUACACGCCAGCGAGGGACCCGGUGGCGGUAUUAUCCAAGGAUCGGCCAGCGAGUCGGCUCUGGUGGCUGUCCUGGCUGCCCGGGAACAGGCUGUGGUCAGCUACAGGGAAUCGCAUCCGGAGGUCAGCGAAAGCGAGGUACGAGGUCGCUUGGUGGCCUACUCCUCGGAUCAGAGUAACAGCUGCAUUGAGAGGGCUGGUGUUUUGGCGGCCGUGCCCAUGAGGCUGCUCCCAGCUGGAGAGGAUUUCGUACUCAGAGGAGAGACCCUGAAGCAGGCCAUCGAGGAAGAUGUGGCGGCUGGCAAGAUUCCAUUAAUCUGCAUUGCCACACUGGGCACCACGGGCACUUGUGCCUAUGACGAUAUCGAGACCUUGUCCGCCGUCUGCGAGGAAUUCAAGGUGUGGCUUCAUGUGGAUGCCGCCUAUGCGGGCGGAGCCUUUGCCCUGGACGAAUGCUCGGAUCUGCGAAAGGGUUUGGAUCGUGUGGACUCGCUGAACUUCAAUCUGCACAAGUUCAUGCUGGUCAACUUCGAUUGCACGGCCAUGUGGCUGCGGGAUGCCAACAAGGUGGUCGAUAGCUUCAAUGUGGAUCGCAUAUAUCUGAAGCACAAGCGCGAGGGACAGUCGCAAAUACCCGAUUUCCGGCAUUGGCAAAUUCCACUGGGUCGUCGCUUCCGAGCUCUGAAAGUUUGGAUCACAUUCCGGACUUUCGGUGCCGAGGGCUUGAGGAAUCAUGUCCGGAAACACAUCAAGUUGGGCAAACACUUUGAGCAACUGGUGAUCAAGGAUUCCCGCUUCGAGCUGGUGGCUCCCCGAGCUCUGGGAUUGGUUUGCUUCCGUCCAAAAGGUGAUAAUGAGAUUACGACCCAGCUCUUGCAGCGUCUCAUGGAUCGCAAGAAGAUCUAUAUGGUUAGGGCCGAGCAUGCGGGUCGUCAGUUCCUAAGAUUCGCUGUAUGCGGAAUAGAUCCCAAAGCAUCCGACAUUGAUUUCGCCUGGGAGGAGAUCGAAUCCCAAUUGACGGAUCUGCAGAAGGAGCAAUCACUGAUCAUUCGCAAGGCGGGAUAAAUGGCCGA
Messenger RNA from Drosophila subpulchrella, 1769 nucleotides. RefSeq names its product 3,4-dihydroxyphenylacetaldehyde synthase-like. Bases 301 to 1761 code for a protein of 486 amino acids. The transcript has 3 exons. Gene Ontology annotation, biological process: catecholamine metabolic process; amino acid metabolic process. The record is from RefSeq and is a predicted model, not a curated record. Gene Ontology annotation, molecular function: pyridoxal phosphate binding; aromatic-L-amino-acid decarboxylase activity. NCBI's taxonomy places the organism in Eukaryota, Metazoa, Arthropoda, Insecta, Diptera, Drosophilidae.